GAUUGAGUAAAUUGCUAACUGGAUUGAUAACUGAAUUGAAACUUAAGUCACAAUAUACUAUGUAUUGUGCUUAAGUAUUGAUUGAUUCUAGUCAUCAUAUAAAUUUAAAAAAUGAUUUUGUAUGAUUUUAGACAGAUUUUCGUGAGAUAAAUGAGUAUGAUAUAAAUUAAUAAAAAAUAAAAUGAUCUGAUAAAUUUUUAUUCGUACAUGUUAUAUGUAUAUACAAAGGGCGUUCACGAAACAGCUAACGAAGCUCCUAAUAACCUGUGAGGGAAUUUGUGCUCCAUCAUAACCAAUGACGUGGAUAUAGGUUAAGUUUUUCUCCGCUCAUGUGUAAGCAGUAGAUAUAUGCAAAUAAAUAAAAUCAGUUGUAUCGGGCAGGUUUUUCACGAAGAACAAUUUGUAAAUAAUGUUCGAAAUCACGGAUACACAGAAGAUCGGGGUAGGAUUGGCAGGAUUUGGUAUUUCUUUUCUAUUCCUUGGUGUAUUAUUACUCUUUGAUAAGGGUUUACUUGCUAUUGGAAAUCUAUUGUUUAUAUCGGGACUUGCGUGUGUAAUCGGGCCAUGGAGAACUUUAAAUUUCUUCUUUCAAAGACAUAAAAUGAAAGCCAGUGUCUCAUUCCUAGGAGGUAUUUUUGUAGUGCUCAUGGGCUGGCCCCUUGUGGGAAUGAUUUUAGAAACUUAUGGCUUUGUAUUGCUAUUUAGUGGUUUUCUACCAGUAGCAAUAAAUUUCCUUCGAAGGGUACCUUUAUUAGGAACUAUAUUGAAUAUGCCUGGUAUCAGUCGAAUUUUGGACAUAAUAGCAGGUGAUUCCAAUAGGACAACUGUAUGAUAAUUAUAUAAUUUAAAUGUUAACUUUAAAAAUAUCAACACAUUUUUGUUUAAAACUUGUAUAUAAAACAAUCAUAUAU
Molecule: messenger RNA, 911 nt
Organism: Cataglyphis hispanica
Lineage: Eukaryota; Metazoa; Arthropoda; Insecta; Hymenoptera; Formicidae
Product: vesicle transport protein GOT1B
Exons: 4
Coding region: 410-832 (140 amino acids)
Biological process (GO): retrograde transport, endosome to Golgi; endoplasmic reticulum to Golgi vesicle-mediated transport
Cellular component (GO): membrane; endoplasmic reticulum
Source: RefSeq, a predicted model, not a curated record